UAUCACACAUUACCUUAUAAUUUUCUUGUUUACAUAAAAAAAAUGUUAUCCAAGAUUUUAGUAGCUCUCAUAUUUCUCAUCAACCUAGCCCUAAUCCUUCCCUCCAAUGCCCAAAACACACCACAAGACUACCUCAACGCCCAUAAUGAAGCUCGUAGAGCCGUAGGUGCGGGACUCCAACCGAUGACAUGGGACAACACGGUGGCUGCGUUUGCUCAAAAUUAUGCAAAUCAACGCAUCAACGAUUGCGCACUUAGGCAUUCCGGCGGGCCUUACGGCGAGAACAUUGCGUUGAGCAGCGGAGACUUUUCUGGCUCUGCAGCGGUAAAGCUGUGGGUCGAUGAGAAGGCUUUUUAUAAUUAUAACUCGAACUCUUGUGCAGCGGGCAAGCAAUGCGGUCACUACACUCAGGUGGUUUGGCGUAAGUCGGUUCGAUUAGGGUGUGCUAGGGUUAGGUGCACAAAUGGUGGAACUUUCAUAACCUGUAACUAUGAUCCUCGAGGAAACUUUGUUGGGGAGAAGCCUUAUUAAAAAUGUUUGAUCAUGUGUUUUACAUUUGGAUUUGUAUUGUCUACAUAUGAAUAAGCCAUUAAAAACUUGAGGUUUCUAUAGAAAAAUCCACAAGUUUUAAUGGGAGGAUUAUAGGAAAACUAAGAAGAUCGAAAUAAUGAAAUAAAUUAUACUGUAUUGUGUAUUUUUAAAGAAUUUUGUUCUAUUACCAAUAAAACAUAUGAAGUUGU
This is a messenger RNA of Mercurialis annua (annual mercury), 740 nucleotides long. RefSeq names its product pathogenesis-related protein 1-like. The record is from RefSeq and is a predicted model, not a curated record. Bases 43 to 531 code for a protein of 162 amino acids. Gene Ontology annotation, cellular component: extracellular region. Lineage: Eukaryota; Viridiplantae; Streptophyta; Magnoliopsida; Malpighiales; Euphorbiaceae. The transcript has a single exon.